Molecule: messenger RNA, 1216 nt
Organism: Gekko japonicus
Lineage: Eukaryota; Metazoa; Chordata; Lepidosauria; Squamata; Gekkonidae
Gene: DUSP19
Product: dual specificity phosphatase 19
Exons: 4
Coding region: 197-841 (214 amino acids)
Biological process (GO): regulation of MAP kinase activity; protein dephosphorylation
Cellular component (GO): cytoplasm
Molecular function (GO): JUN kinase phosphatase activity
Source: RefSeq, a predicted model, not a curated record
UAGACUGGAAGGUUUCUCUUUUUGCCUGCUGCCGUUUGCAGACUCUGCAGAGGAGGGGGGGGGCACUACUGUGUUCACCGCACUCACUGGGGAUGCUACACCCACAGAGAGAAAGUAGUCAUACAGGCACGUAAGCUCUCUCCCCAGCCUCCCCGCCCUUUUUUGCUAUUAGCUUGAAGGUUUCCUUGCUCAUGUAAUGCACUCACUCACUCAAGAGAUCAGAGCCUUCUCCAGGACUAAUUUAAGGAAGCAAUGUACCCGAGUCACCACUUUAUCAGGGAAGAGGAUUAUAGAGACGUGGAAGGAUGCCCGCAUGCAGGUGGUCGAAGCCGCUGAUCUGAACGACGGAGAGUCCUGUGGUUACGUACAGGACCUGAGCUUGGAUCUGCAAGUGGGUGUCGUGAAACCAUGGCUCUUGCUGGGAUCACAGGAUGCUGCCCAUGACCUGGAGACCAUGAAAAAAUACAGGGUUACCCACAUUCUAAAUGUCGCCUAUGGAGUUGAAAACGCCUUCCCCGAUGACUUCACAUGCAAGACCAUUCCUAUCCUCGAUCUGCCCGAGACUGACAUUUUGUCUUAUUUUCCCGAGUGCUUUGAAUUUAUUGAGCAAGUCAAGUUGAAGGAUGGUGUGGUGCUUGUUCACUGUAAUGCGGGAGUCUCUCGCGCUGCAGCCAUCGUCAUCGGCUUCCUCAUGCAUUCAGAAGGACUCAGUUUUUCUCAGGCCUUUUCUGUGGUGAAAAAUGCGAGACCGGCCAUUUGUCCAAAUUCUGGUUUUAUGGAGCAGCUUCACAAAUACCAACAGUGCAAUAAUAAAGCAAACGGGACUUUAAAUGAUAUUUGAAUGGUGAAAGGGGAAGGAUGAACCUUUGUGGUAGCACGGGAAUGGAAGAUUGCGGCCAAUACCUUUGGAUGCAAGAGUCAUGGGACAUGCCCAGAAUUAGCCCCUGAAGCCGAGCUGUCAUUGUGGAGUUAACCUUUGUGCUCUCAUACAUUAUUUGAGAUUAAUUUCCCCUCAACUAAUUCUUCUGUGUUUGCUUCUUUAAAAAAAAACCAUUUUCACAGUAAUGGGUGUAACAAUAAUGAAUCAGCUUCGAUUUGCAAUGACUGGUUGGUUUGGUAGUUGCUGUCUCACGUGUAACCAUCCCCUACAGAAUCAGGGUUGCCAACUGCCAGGUAGAACUUGGAGAUCUCCCAGAAUUACAGCUGAUCUCCAGGC